CUGACCGUCAAGGCGCAGCGUGUGCUGCAAUCCGUGCCCGUCAUCUGGGUCCCCCAGGCCGGCGGCAGUGUCGAAAGUUACGCCUACAGCAUCGUCAAGGGCAUCAUCGACGAGGACAAGCAGGAAGUGGUACGGGCCACUUUCCCCACCAAUGACGAAGAUGCUGCGGGAGAAGUCUGGCGCGCUGCCGCCCGCGAGCUCGCCAACCGCCUGGAAGCCGGCAGCGAUGUGGCGUUCAUCACGGAAGGCGACCCGAUGCUCUACAGCACGUUUUCCUAUGUACUGGAAACCAUCCUGGACGAAUUCCCCCAUCUGCCCGUGGAAGUCGUUCCCGGCGUAUCCUCGGUAAUGGCAGCGGCGGCCUCGGCGGUGGCUCCGCUGGUAACGCACGGGCAACGCCUCGCCAUUCUUCCCGCCGUUUACGGCAUUGAUGACCUGCGGGAAGCCAUCGCCCUUUACGACACCAUUGUCCUGAUGAAGGUCAACCGGACCUUGCUGGAUGCCUUGGCCAAUCUGGAGCGCCUGGGUCUGGCCGGUCGCACCAUCUACGUCCGCCGCGCGACCACCGAACGCGAGCGGGUAGUGCGCGACAUUCGGGAACUCACCGACGAAGACCUCGACUACUUCUCCCUACUAAUCAUCCGGCGCUAA
This is a messenger RNA of Geodia barretti, 651 nucleotides long. The record is from the annotation of a GenBank genome assembly. NCBI's taxonomy places the organism in Eukaryota, Metazoa, Porifera, Demospongiae, Tetractinellida, Geodiidae.